ACGCUCUUUUUCAGUCGAUUUUCCCGCGAUAUCGAAGCAAGACGCUUUUCUUUUUGGUUAAGUUAGAGUGAUAAUUCAAAAUUUCGAUAUGUCCUGCUACGAAGUGACGCGGUACGGGCUAAGGGAACGCUUUGCCUCAAAAGUUGAGGAUGACGUUAACGUGCCAGUCUACAACUGGGUCCCCUGGUCGGCCGACGCCGGCGUCCAUCCGGCGAAUGCCGUCCGCGCCGGAACCGACACCGACGGUUCGGAGAUCUACGUGGGCCGUGCGGAGCACUACGGCGAGAUGCUGCCGGUCAAGUUCCUACCCAAACGUCGGGUGGCCUACGUGUCCCAGGGUGGGAUCGAGUUCUUCAAGGCACACUUUGAAGUGCUCACCGGACUCAGCUUCACCUGGGUUCCUGCCGUGAACGGAGAAAUUCCAAAGGGUGCCGUUUUCGUCGGCAAAACCACCCACGGUGAACCCAUGUACAUCGGACGGGGUCACCUGGACGGAAGCGUGACGCCGGGAAAGGUCCUCAAAAGCCAGGGCUGUCUGUACGUUCCGUUUGGUGGAUUUGAACAAGCGACCUCCAAGUACGAGGUGCUGGUCGAUGGAGGAAAGUCCCAAAAGCAAAGCGUCGGAGGCAACUGGGUGCGGGCAUCGAGCAAGGGUCCGGUUCCACCGGGUGCCCUCCAGGCCGGUUACGACAGUGACGGUUCUCCGAUCUACCUGGGUCGUGUGUUCCGCUACGGCCAAGUUUUGCCGGCGAAGGUCAUGCCCCGCAAGCAGAUGUGCCACACCGGUGACCAGGGGCUCGAGUUCGAGAUGACCGAGUACGACGCCCUGUGCUGUGCCAACGUGUCCUGGGUGCCCUUCCGCGGGGUGUUCCCCCUGAACGCGAUCGAAUGUGGCCGCGAUCAGUACGGCGAGAAGCUGUACUUUGGACGGGGACAGUUCAGCGGCAGCUUGACCCCGGGAAAAAUCCUUGAGAAUAGCAAAGUCUGCAAGAUUCCGUACAACUUCAAGGAGUACACGCUGAGGGAGUUUGACAUUCUGGUGGACAACAGCAAUCCGACGACUCGCUGCGCUCAAUCUUUGGACUGGCAGCCGAGCACUAACGCGUCCCCACUCCCCAAAGGCGCCAUCCUCGGUGGAUACGACAAGGACGGAGCACCGAUCUACGUGGGCCGCGUCACGUACGAAGGAAACCAACUGCCGGCGAAGGUCAUCCCGCGUAGACGGAUGUGUCGCACCUCGUACAAGGGCAAGGAAAUCGAAAUGAGCUCGUACGAGGCGCUGUGCAACACCCGGGCGUCCUGGGUGCCGUUCAGCGGAAGGAUCCCCGCCAAGGCGAUCGUCUGUGGCCGCACCAUGUGGGGUGAGACGGUCUACAUUGGGCGCGGUUACCACAAGGGCGCCAUGAUUCCGGGCAGGGUUAUGGAGAACCAGCGCGUGCUGAUGGUGCCCUUCGAGUGGAACGAAAUUUCGCUGACAGAAUUUGAAAUUCUGGUCGAAAACUAAUAACGAUUUACGAUAUCCUGUGUUUAAGUUUAACAGCUGAUUUGCUGGAAAUAAAAUAAUUAUUUGGAAAUGUAAUCACAGUCA
Messenger RNA from Culex pipiens pallens (northern house mosquito), 1588 nucleotides. RefSeq lists its product as uncharacterized. The transcript is spliced from 4 exons. NCBI's taxonomy places the organism in Eukaryota, Metazoa, Arthropoda, Insecta, Diptera, Culicidae. The record is from RefSeq and is a predicted model, not a curated record. The coding region runs from base 89 to 1504 and encodes 471 amino acids.